UUCCCUCAAAGAAGGUCAUGAUUAUAAUGAUGUCACAUUAACACGCUACCAAACCCAACCCGCCACCAUUGAAGAACAAACAAAAAGAGCUUCCGAGGUUAUUUAAACCGUCUAUGCAGCUUUUUCGGUUGAGAAAAAGGAUGUGAAGUGAUGGGGGAGACUUUACACUUGUUUAAAUCAAAUAAGAAGCUGGAGCUAAGAAUUAGUGCUACUCAAAAUAUCCCUAAAAGUCGUAUACUUGGUCCACUUGCAAACAAAUCUUCAAAAAAGACGUUAAAAUGUGUUACUUCAAUGAAAGUCAGUUUAGUAGCCACUGGCGGUGCUAAGGAUAUUGGAUCCUUUCUUCUGACAACAGCAGCACUCGAGAUCGUUCGAAGGUUCUCUUCAACUCAUUGUCCAUUUGUCUGGCACGGGAUUCAGGCGCUUCAAGUUCUCUGCUGUCCGCCAUUUAAAUGGAUCCAGAAAUGGGCUCCUUUCACUGGUUUGGUUAAAAGAAUGCAGAUGUUGUCAAAGCCAUUGAUGUUCCUCACAGUGGCAAAAGGUUUAUUUGAUGAAUCAGGCUCCUCAAAAGGAACACUCAGUGGAUCAAGUGCUGAACUGACAGAAUUAUCUACACAAUUGGCCAUCCAAGACACAAGGUCUUUCAACAACGUUUUGAGAAGUGUUGACAUGGAAGAUUGGUUGGUGAAACUCUAUUCAGAGCUUGAUAAGCAGGCUAUUACUAUACCAGAGAGGAUGAAUGUGGAUGAGCUUCGUAGAUUCUAUGCUGUCUCUGAAGGCGACUUUGCAAAGUUUUUAGGUUCAGUUAAGAAGACCAUUCGUUGGAGGCACAAAUACAGUCUUAUGUCACCACAAGAACUUGUAGAGUGGGUCAAUAUGGUCUUUUGGCAUGGAUCUGAUGUGAUGCAACGACCUUGCCUCAUUAUACGCGUCGGGAUAGCAGGCUCCGUAUUGGCUUCAAAAGGCCAAGCGCAGUUUGUUAGGGCAGUAGUUUCCCAGGUGGAGUAUGGAGUUCUCAACUUGCUUGAUGCGGAACAUCCUCAGAUUACUGUCUUGAUGGAUUGUGAAGGACUAACACCCUUUGGGUUCCCUGUAAAAACAUUCAGAUCAUGUGCGAUACUUCUUCAAGAUCAUUAUCCAAACCGGCUUGGAUGUUUACUUGUUGUACGACUUCCUUCUGUUGCGCGAAUGAUAACUCAAACUCUAUUCCAAGUUUUGAAGCCUAGGACCCAGCGAAAAUUAAUAGUCGUGGGUGACGACUACCCAGAGGUUCUUUCCAGAUACUUUCAAGAAUUGCCACCUUUUCUUGGCGGCAGUUGUUCUUGCCCUAAAUGUGCAAUUAAGUUGGAGGCAGUACAGGAAAAGAUAGAAGAUCACCAUCUAAAUAGUACAUCGUCUGGUUCUGAGCUUUGUGUUGGCGCUAGCUUAGAUAUAAGUAGGGAGCAUGUAAAGGUGGCUGCUGUGGGUGCGCUGCUUCUAUGGGUAUGUUUUGCUUUCAUUUUAGGAGUAUAUUAUCACCAGCUUUUGCUCCCUCAGUUGUACAGCAGAAGUGGUUCUUGAAAUCACUGUUUUUGCUGGUUAUUGUUUCAAGAUAACUUACAAGUUGGUUUCGUCUUUCAAUAACAACUUAUUGAUGAGCUUAUUUGGUGUUUCACUGUAAUGUUAUGGGUAGUAACCAACAUUUUAUGCCUGGACUAGAUGGAUAGCCAUAUUAUAUAUUUGAGGUUUGGGUGCAAACUUAGAGGUUGCAGAGUGGCAUCUGUGCUCAAACCAGUCAGGCCAAGACAAAUCAAAACAGCCAGGCUCUGGUUGGGUUGACUUGUAUUUGUAUAUUACAGUGUAUGUAUUUGUAAAUUUUUGUAAAUAACUGCUUCGAUAAUUACUUUUACAAAGAUAAUAUGGUUAUCAAAACAAGUUAACUA
Erigeron canadensis is the source of this 1922-nucleotide messenger RNA. RefSeq names its product SEC14-like protein 5. The transcript has 7 exons. NCBI's taxonomy places the organism in Eukaryota, Viridiplantae, Streptophyta, Magnoliopsida, Asterales, Asteraceae. Bases 151 to 1560 code for a protein of 469 amino acids. The record is from RefSeq and is a predicted model, not a curated record.